AUGAAUACAUCAAUUGAAAUUAAUGAUGAUGAAACAUUCAUAGAAAACAGAAAACGUGUUAUUUCAAAUAUUAUCAAGGCUGUUUCCAAUAAAUUUUUAACAGUUAAAGGACAAAUUGAAAUAGAUGGAGAGAUAUUUCAAGAUGGAAAGCACAAACAAUUUAUGAAACUUCUUGGUUUUAAUGCCAAAACGUUUCACACUAUCUUUAGAAAUAUGGAAGAAAAAUCUGAUCCUUCUGAUAGUAUAAGUGAUGCUGGGUUAUUUGCUUGGGAUUGUGAAACAUAUUCAGAAAGUGAAACGCGUAAAGCAAUACACGUAGCGUGUACGUUAAUUAAUUUAGAAAAACUAAAAAAAAUGUUAGAUAGAAUAAAUAAUCUCUUUCCAGAUUUAAAUCCUACAGAUAAUGUUCCAGAAGAAUUUUAUAAUAAACUAAUGAAUAUAGUAGAAAUAUUUGUAGGGAAUUUAUUUCACAAUGUGAAACUGAAAGUAUUUCACAAAACUGAUAGUUUAUACAUUUCAUCUAGAAAUUGGGAUAAAUUAAAUCGAGCUGGGUUGGUAUCUGAAAAUGAAUAUUGUAAAGGCAAGAAUGAUUACGGUGAUGGUGGAAUCAUAUUUGGUUUAUAUUUAGCGCCAAACGUCAAAUAUAAUAUCAUUCUAACUUCUGAUGGUGUUUUAAAAGAAAAGAAAACGUUUAAGGGUUAUUUUAAUAAUAAGACAAGUGUAGAAGAUUAUAUUCAGUUGGCUAGUGGACAUGAUGUGACGAAUGAAUUUAAUAAAAGAUGGGAAAGGAGUUUCACGAAUGGAGUAGUUAUUCCAAAAGAUGAUGAUAAACAAAAGAAAGUUUUUAGAAGUUAUUUGAAUCUUGUAAAGAGAAAACCACCAAACAGUGAAGGACUUAUGUUUCCUUAUAGUUAUAAAGAUAAGUAUAGUUUUGAUGAAAACUAUGAAUUUGAUGAUUCCGAUUACAUAUAUAUCCAAGAAGAGAGUGAUUAA
Messenger RNA from Lottia gigantea (owl limpet), 993 nucleotides. RefSeq lists its product as hypothetical. Lineage: Eukaryota; Metazoa; Mollusca; Gastropoda; Lottiidae. The record is from RefSeq and is a predicted model, not a curated record. The transcript has 3 exons. Bases 1 to 993 code for a protein of 330 amino acids.